AUGGAAGAUACUGAAUCAAUAAAUGAAUGGGUAGCCCGCAUUCAGGACCUGGCUUCCCAUUGCCUGCUAUAUUGUUUCGUAAGAGAUUGGGGUGGUGGAGCCGGAGCAGGAGGUGGUGCUUUGGGCUUAUCAUCAUCAACUCUGCUUUUGAAAAACUUUUUUGGCUUCACAGAUGUUGGGGAUGUUGAACCUGAAUUAAAACCAGAACAACAAGAGGCAAGCGCUCCUGAAGAUUGGCCUGCGCCCCCAAUGCGCUCCUCUAGAUCGGUGCCCUGGUUACCCCAUCCUAAGGCCGUCACUGACUGAACAGUUUAAACGUGUUAAAUAUCAGGGAGCCCAUUCGGAUGAGAACGGAAUCAUCGACAAUGAAAUUAAAUAGAGAGUGA
Nezara viridula (southern green stink bug) is the source of this 386-nucleotide messenger RNA. The record is from the annotation of a GenBank genome assembly. Lineage: Eukaryota; Metazoa; Arthropoda; Insecta; Hemiptera; Pentatomidae.